AGAACAUAGAGACAGUAUAACAUAGAGGCAGUAGAACAUAGAGACAGUAGAGCAUAGAGGCAGUAGAACAUAGAGGCAGUAGAACACAUAGACAGUAUAACAUAGAGGCAGUAGAACAUAGAGACAGUAUAACAUAGAGGCAGUAGAACAUAGAGGCAGUAGAACACAUAGACAGUAUAACAUAGAGGCAGUAGAACAUAGAGACAGUAUAACAUAGAGGCAGUAGAGCAUAGAGGCAGUAGAGCAUAGAGGCAGUAGAACAUAGAGGCAGCAGAACAUAGAGGCAGUAGAACAUAGAGGCAGUAGAACAUAGAAGCAGUAGAACAUAGAGACAGUAGAUAAUGGAGGCAGUAGAACAUAUUUUUGUGUAGAACAUAGAGGCAGUAGAACAUAGAGACAGUAGAACAUGGAGACUGUAGAACGUGGAGACAGUAGAACAUGGAGAUAUUAGAACAUGGAGACAGAACAUAGAGACUGUAGAACAUAGCGACAGUAGAACAUGGAGACGUAAAACAUAGAGGCGGUAGAACAUAGAGGCAGUAGAACAUACAGACUGUAGAACAUGGAGACAGUAGAACAUGGAGACAGUAGAACAUGGAGACUGUAGAACAUAGAGGCAGUAGAACAUAGACAAUGUAAAACAUGGAGACUGUAGAACAUAGAGGCAGUAGAACAUAGAGGCAGUAGAACAUGGAGACUGUAGAACAUAGAGGCAGUAGAACAUGGAGACUGUAGAACAUAGAGGCAGUAGAACAUGGAGACUGUAGAACAUAGAGGCAGUAGAACAUAGAGACUGUAGAACAUAGAGGCAGUAGAACAUAGAGGCAGUAGAACAUAGAGGCACUAGAACAUAGAGACAGUAGAACAUGGAGACUGUAGAACAUAGAGGCAGUAGAACAUAGAGGCAGUAGAACAUAGAAGCACUAGAACAUAGAGAUAGUAGAACAUGGAGACUGUAGAACAUAUUUUAGAGUAGAACAUAGAACACAAAGAGCAGAGUCAGUACGUUGUUCUCUGACGGUUCUGGUGUUUUUUGUCUCCAGCGGAGCCGACAGGAAGAAUGAGGUCAGCAGCUCUCCGAUGGAGGAGAUCCGGGAGGGGGAGGAGCUUUCUCGCCUUAAGGACCCGUCCCCCUCCCUCUCCCCCUCCUCCCCCCUCUCCCUAACCCCCCAGCAACAGAGACCUGCUCCGUCCGCUGACAGCAGUAAAAGCCACGCCCCCCCCAAAAGAGGAAACAGUGUGAAGCGUUCCUCAGGGAUGGAGCGUUCUCAGAGCAGCACCUUCGACACUUCAGAGGAAAACAGGAACAAACUUGUGAAAGCUGCGUCAACAUCCAAGCUGCUCGCCAAGGUGGUGAAGAAUGCUGACAGACACAAAGACCCAGUUGUCAGUCAAGCCAAAAUGUCGACACGAGAGAAAAACAGCCAAGCUGAGGGGAACCACAUUAAGAUGUUCAUGCGUGGGCGACCAAUCACCAUGUUCAUCCCUUCAGACGUGGAGAACUACGACGACGUUCGGACAGAACUUCCUUCAGAAAGACUCAAGCUGGAGUGGGUCUAUGGUUACCGCGGCAGAGACUGCCGAGCGAAUGUUUACCUCCUUCCGACGGGGGAAAUCGUCUACUUCAUCGCCUCGGUUGUGGCUCUGUUUAACUACGAAGAGCGGACCCAGAGACAUUACCUCGGACACACUGACUGUGUCAAGUGUCUGGCCAUCCAUCCAGAUAAGAUCCGCAUUGCUACGGGACAAAUCGCAGGAGUGGACAAAGACGGACGGGCGCUGCAGCCUCACGUUCGUGUCUGGGACAGCGUCAGUCUCUCUACGCUGCAGGUUGUUGGGAUGGGAACGUUCGAGCGAGGCGUUGGAUCGCUGGCUUUCUCCAAAGCUGACUCGGGGCAGCACCUGAGCGUUAUCGACGACUGUAACGAUCACAUGCUGACCGUUUGGGAUUGGCAGAAGAAGUCAAAGAUUGCUGAGAUCAAGACCACUAACGAGGUCGUCCUGGCCGUCGAGUUCCACCCGACCGACCCGAACACCAUCGUCACCUGUGGGAAGUCCCACAUCUUCUUCUGGACCUGGACUGGGAACUCUCUGGCUCGCAAACAGGGGAUCUUCGGGAAAUACGAGAAACCGAAGUUCGUCCAGUGUCUGGCCUUCCUGAGUUCUGGAGACAUCCUGACUGGAGACUCUGGAGGAAUCCUUCUGGUCUGGACCAGGAGCACUGCCGACACCCCCGGAAAGGGCCCCCGAGCGUUUCAGAUCAGCCGGCAGGUCAAAGGUCACGAGGGCAGUGUGUUCUGUCUGUGUGAGAUGCGGAGCGGCACUCUGCUGACUGGAGGAGGAAAAGACCGGAAGAUCAUCCUCUGGGACCACGAACUGAGAACGGAGAGAGACAUCGAGGUCCCAGAUCAGUACGGAACCAUCCGAGCGCUGUCUGAGGGGAAAGGGGAGGAGUUUUUGGUCGGGACGUCCCGUAACUUUAUCCUGAGAGGAAGCUUCAACGACGGCUUCCUGGUCGAGGUCCAGGGUCACACAGACGAGCUGUGGGGUCUGGCGUCCCACCCGUCGUCCUCGGUGUUUCUGACAUGUGCUCAGGACCGCCUCGUCUGCGUCUGGAGCUCCGAGGAUCACCGUCUGCAGUGGAGCCGCACGCUGGAGGAACACGGACACUGUGCAGACUUCCAUCCCAGCGGAGCCGUGGUCGCCAUAGGAACACACUCAGGAAAGUGGUAUGUUCUGGAUGCGGAGACCACUGACCUGGUGGCGAUCCACACCGACGGGAACGAGCAGCUGUCCGUGAUGCGUUUCUCCGUCGAUGGCACCCUGUUGGCUGUUGGAUCUCACGAUAACUUUAUUUACCUCUACAACGUCUCCGAGAGAGGACGCAAGUACAGCCGCUACGGGAAGUGCUCGGGGCACUCGAGUUACAUCACCCACCUGGACUGGUCACCUGACAACAACUUCAUCAUGUCCAACUCUGGAGACUACGAGAUCCUGUACUGGGACAUUCCGAACGGCUGUAAACUGAUCAGAAACCGCUCCGAGUGCAAAGACAUCGACUGGGCGAGCUACACCUGCGUGCUGGGAUACCACGUCUUCGGUGUUUGGCCCGAGGGUUCAGACGGCACCGACAUCAACGCUCUGAUCAGAUCUCACAACAGGAAGGUGAUCGCUCUCGCUGACGACUUCUGCAAAGUUCACCUGUUCGCCUACCCAUGCUCCACGCCCAAGGCUCCCAGCCAUAAGUACAGCGCCCACAGCAGUCAUGUGACCAACGUCAGCUUCCUGUUUAACGACAGUCACCUGAUCUCGACGGGGGGGAAGGACACCAGCAUCAUGCAGUGGCGUCUGGUGGAGAAAUCUUCUCUCUCGCUGCCCGACGGCCUCCUCUCUAACUCCGCCCCCCACCGGGCCGACCCGCUGUUUACCCCCCCCACUGCUGCUGCAGCCACGCCCACGCAGGACCCCCUGCCGACAGCCACGCCCACGCAGGACCCCCCCCCUCCGCCGACAGCCAAUGGGACGCAAGAAGCGUCCCCGGACUCGCCUCCGCCCACAGAUCUGGCCCCGGCGCUGUCAGCGUUAACCCCGCCCCCAGCUGAGUUAACUCCACCCCCCUCAGACAGCACCCUGAGUCUGAAGGACAGCCUGGAGCCCAGCGACGACACGGCCACACCCCCCCUCACGCCCCCCUCAUAGACAGGAAGGGGUUCAGAUAUCUGUUCUGGAUGAAUGGAUUGGUUGUUUGGUCUCUAAAAUGUCAGAAAAUGGUGAAAAAUGUGGAUCAGUGUAGGGCAGCUCGAUUAUGGAAAAAAAUAUAAUCACGAUUAU
Messenger RNA from Perca fluviatilis (European perch), 3831 nucleotides. RefSeq names its product echinoderm microtubule-associated protein-like 4 (gene eml4). Gene Ontology annotation, cellular component: mitotic spindle. The record is from RefSeq and is a predicted model, not a curated record. Bases 1081 to 3699 code for a protein of 872 amino acids. Gene Ontology annotation, molecular function: microtubule binding. Gene Ontology annotation, biological process: microtubule cytoskeleton organization. NCBI's taxonomy places the organism in Eukaryota, Metazoa, Chordata, Actinopteri, Perciformes, Percidae. The transcript is spliced from 22 exons.